Zootermopsis nevadensis is the source of this 5293-nucleotide messenger RNA. Lineage: Eukaryota; Metazoa; Arthropoda; Insecta; Blattodea; Termopsidae. The record is from RefSeq and is a predicted model, not a curated record.
AUGGAUUUUAUGGAGAAAAUAUUUUGUUUUAUGAGCAGAUUGUUAAUCGGAAGGGACGAGUAGAAGAGCGCAUGCCACUGUUGGUGUUGUUCAGUGCAGAUGUGAUGAGCUGUAUUUUUAAGGCAGCCGAUGUUGCAUCAAGUAAAUCACUUGAUGAAUGCCACUACAACUUCUUUAAGAGACUGACAUUGGUACUGACAGGACUUGGAACACAGGUUUGCAUACUAUGGGGCAAAGAUGAUGGACUGAAUGUUCGUCCACCCAAUUUUGCCACCUACCUAGACGUCAUUCUCACAUUUAGUCGGCAUCCCAGUCUCACUUUGGUUCAUUAUGCAAAUGCUCUGUGGAUGUUAUUCUUCAGACAUGAGCACAUCUCAAAGGACAAAGUUUUUCUCACAUUUGUUCCCAAAUGGGUGGAAUGUACUGCUCCCAAAAUCAUGAAGGUUAGCUACCCAUUGUCGCGCUGUACUAAUGUCCAUGACACUGGUGCUUAUGCAUGCCUUGAUUAUGACAGUGAUGAGGAAUUUGCCCAGUUCUUCCAUCAGUGCCGAUCAGAACUGCUUCAGACAUUCAGACAAGCCACACUGGUAGCGCCGUUGGUAACAUUUUCCUAUGUACAGAAAUGGUUGGCUACCAGAAUACAAAAAUCAAUGGCAGAACAGGGCAUUGAAUGUAAUUAUCAGUCACCUACAUAUCUGGAGUGGGAAUCCUUGUCCCAGUUACUUGAGAGUAUUCUGAGUCGUAUCUUGGUUCCAACUGAGCGUCCUAGCGUAGCUUCUGGGUUGCGCCUUCUAGAAACUUGCCUCAAUUACGAGCCGUCCGAUCCCCUAUUACUCUCGACUCUUUUAUCGUGCGUCUCGGCAUUGUUUGUGUUUCUGAGCAUGACGACGGCUGAGCGUUCAGCUAGUCUCCUUCCACGUGUACUAGACAAAAUUUUUGCAGCAUUGGUGUUUAGUCAACCAGGCCAGGCCAAAGACAGUCGCAGUAGAGUAGUGAAGAAUGUUCGUAUGCACGCGGCCAGCCUCAUGGUAAAAAUAGCCCAGAAGUAUCCACUGCUGUUGCUACCCGUGUUUGAUCGAGUGUAUGCGACGGUUCAGGGCCUAAGCAGAGAUCCAGAACAGCUUUCAAGAUUGGAGAGGGUGACUUUGCAGGAAGCUUUGCUUCUGAUCAGCAACCAUUUCUGUGACUAUGAUCAUCAGACACAUUUCAUCAGCGAGGUGAUUGGUUCUGGUGCCGAUGAAUGGAUCGCAUUGAGUUCGAGAGCAUUCGAGAGUCCCCUGGACUUCAUGACGUUUGUCGGUCUCGAUCGCCCCCCUGUGGAACCCAGCAGUGAUGAUCUGAAUGGUCAGAACCGGUCUCACAUACUGUUCUAUGUGAACCUGUUCCUGGCAGUUGUUAAACGAUGUUCAUGGCCAGAUGACCCAGAUCGAGCUUCCCGCGGGGGUUUCGUGGUGGCACAUACUGAGACGGGCAAUCCUGUAUGUCGCAACCCAGCAGCACCUCACAUUGUACCACUUAUCCCUCAUUUUCUGGCUCUGCUUAAAGUUUUUAAUGGACUUUGGACACCCACUGCUCUUGCUUCUCUAUCAGAUGGUUAUCGUGGAGCGCACAUGAUGCUGGAAUUAGAUCGCUCUAAUGUUCUUGGAACACCUUGCAGUGCUUCAUUUGUGGAUCAUGUAGAUGUCUCUCAUCCAAGGGCCCAAACACCAUUGGAACGCAUGCAGCAUUUUCUGACAAUGGUACAUGACACUACAUAUCAUAUACUGGGUAACGCAGGCCCAAGCCUUGGCAGAGACUUCUACCAGAUGGAAGGCCUUGUUCCAGAUAUUUUGAGGUCAAUGUUUUCAAAUUUAGAGGCUGUGCCAGACUACCGUCUGCGUCCCCUAGUGCGAUCAUUCCUCAAACCAUUUGUGUGUUCAUGCCCACCUGUAUGUUAUGAAUCAGUUCUGCUUCCUGUGCUGGCCCAUAUAUGCCCAUUCAUGUUCAAUCAUCUGAACAGCAAGUGGCAUUACAUUGCACAGUUAUAUGAAUCAGGUGGAAUGGAUGAAGAAAAUACUGAUACCCAAGAAAUGCUGGAAGAUAUGCUGAAUCGCACAAUCACUCGUGAGUACUUGGAUGUCUUGAAAAUGGUUCUUGUAGCUGGGAGUGCUGAAAUGGUAUACAAUGCUAUGGAGCAAGAUGAUGUGGAAUGCACACGCGUAAAUACAACCAGCAUUCAAGCAGAGGUAAUGAGUGAGCUUGGAACGCUUACUCUAAGAAAUGAAGCAACAUGUCAACCAAUUGCGUUGUGUGUUCUCAGAGCUCUCUGCUGGAAUGAUUCUACGACAAGCAUGAAAGCAACAAAUCUUGCGGGACCAAUGGUGCGUCAGCUGUCUAGUGAUGGGAGUUUAACUCCUGAUGUGGCAGCACAUAUCAUGACCUCCGUUCUACAAGCGCUUCAGCUGCAUGGGCAGCAUGAAGCCAAUUUAGGUUCACUGCUUGUUUUGGGAGCACAGCUAUAUGAAAUACUACGUCCAGCGUUCCCCAACAUCAUAGAGGUUAUGAACCAGAUACCAAAUUGCAACCCUCAGGAGUUGCAGAAACUGGAUGAGAGGAUCCUUUCCACCAAUCAGAAGGGAAACAAAUUAGAGAAAGCUAAGAAGGAUAUAUUCAAGAGACUGACCAGCCAGUUAAUUGGUCGGAGUGUAGGGCAGCUGUUUCGCAAAGAAGUUCGUAUUGCUGAAUUACCGAGAUUAGGCUUUCCACGACAAUACAAAACUCCAAGAUUGGAUGAAACAGAAGGUGAAUUGGAAUUAUGCACACUUUUUAAACAGGGUGAUCAUGAGCUCAAUUAAGAGAUGAAGCUUUUUAUUGUGGUAAAUAUAUGGAACGAUUGAACACUGUUCAUAUUUUAAACAAAUCAUCACAACCAGUUAUUUCAAAACCAAAACACUUGCUUUGAAAGAGUGAGUGUUAAAAACCUGCAGAAAAAUGUCUGCUAAAAUACAUGUAAUAUGUAAUUUUGAGAGUUAUGUCCAUAGUUGUAUUCUAGGACUUUUACAUAGUUGAUGAUUACCGUUUGAAUAUCCAGUUGAGAAAGAUUAAUUUGGAGAGUGAAUGAGGUAUUUUGAUUUCCCAACUUUAGAUAUUUACUUUUUUUUUUUUGUCUUUGAUUUUUGCAUUUAAUUUAACAUGGAAGAAUAAAAAAAGACUGAUUUGUCAAAUAACAUUGUUUCCUGUUCCAACUGCUGAAGGCCUUACAUAAUUGUGACCAAAUUAACAUUUCUUUAUGUACUUGUGUGUGUAAAACAGUCCUACAUUUACAGCUUUCCAACAUGUUUGGAGAUGUUUGUAUAUAUGUGUUGUAAGUUCUUGAGGUUGUCUGAUUUAUUUUUUCUUGAGAACAUAUUUUUUAUACAAUUCUUUAUUGCGAUCAUAAAACAUUAUGUCAGACUAUUUAAAAUUUUCACAUUUGUCAACACAGUGCAUGACAUAUGUUGUGUUCUGGGAUGUCACACCAUGUAAUAUGGCAUAUAUGAUCAGUGUUUCAUCAGGAUGAUGAUGAAGGCAGUAGUGGCAUCUGUAAUUUCAGUCGGUAUCUGCUAGACCGUAAAUAACUGUAAAUAACACGACCGAAAGAAAAAUCAAAAGUAUCCUCCAGACAGUGUUAUUUAUGUUAAUCCUUUACUCAGUCAUGUGGUAUGGAAGUCUUUGCACAAGUCAACAUCACAGUCUAUGUGGUGUGUUCAUGGCUCUCCUUCACAGUUCGCUGCAGCAGAGUGUAUUUGUUACAGCAGUGCAAUCUGUACCAUAAUAUUUGUUUUCUACCAUGACCCUGCUAUUUCCUGUUGAGUUCUUAAAUGAGGAAGUCCUUUAUGUAUUAUCAGAUUGGCAGUGCUAUGCCUGAAUUACGACGGAGACAUGUCAAAUCCAUAAAGAUGAUGUUCUGGAUUUUGGUGCCAUUUAGACUCAUAAGCAGAUGGCAAAAUUUUUGAGAAAUGUACCAUCUCCAUCUAAAGGGCUGUAGUAGCAAUACUCGGAUAUGUAAGGAUUUAUAUGGGGUUAGAGAAAAGGAAGGCUCGAGGUGAGGGCAAAUCAGACAAAUUAAUUUUUUUCAGUGAAGGAGGGCAUUAUGUUCUUGGAGGUAUGCCCUGAAAAGGGCCAAUUCCUUCUCUCUCUCUCUCUCUGACUUCGUAAAUCCUAAAUCGUUCCACUUAUCAGAAUCGAUACUACAGCCUGAAGAUGGAGACAUGGUGCCUAAACUCAGAAGAAAGAAUAAGUGCACGUCUAGCAUCCCCUAUGUCACUGGAACAAACCUCCCGGCCCCACCACUGAUGCUGAUUGUAAAGCACUAAAAUUGGAAGGUAUUGUUUGACCAUUAUCUUUCCGUCUAUUAUUUUAAUGACUACACAUUUUGACCAACUCCAUCAUCAUCCACUGCCAUUAAAGUAACUAGAAAUGCAUGUUGUGAGGAGAGAAAAUAAAAUUAACACUUUUUUCCUCAUAUUUAUGGGGGCAGAAAUCACAUGAUGUGAAAGUUGUAGGAGUGGAUACGGGAUGAUAGCAAUUCUUCUGAUAUUACAGACAUGAAAUUUUUAAUUUAAUUUAAACAAGUAGAGCUUCAGUUCAACUGGCUGCCACAUCAAAAUAUUCAUUAUUUUGAGUGUCACUGAAAGGCAUGCGAGUCCUAUGAAGAAAAUUUAUUUUAAUUUAGUAAUGGCCCAAACCUGAACUAUACACUUUAUUACAGAAAUGUUAGUGGAGUUUAUAACUUAAUUAAUUGUGUGAAGCUUGGAACUGUAUUAGUCCUCACCCAUACUUUUGAUUCUUUAAGUUUGUGAUUUCAUGUGUAAAUGUGUUAAAAAUUUGUGUUUAUAGGUGGGCACAGAAGAAAAAUAAAUCAUAGUUUUGUUUUGAUGUGUAUGCAUAUACAUUUAUGUGUGAGGACCAAAGCACAUGCAUGUACAGUGCAUUCAGUGAUGAAUCGGAAUGCAGCUGUCACUUCCCAGCUCAUUUUCAGCCCCUCUUAUAACAAAUAAAUUGAGUAUUGUUUUAAUGGAAUGAUACUUGCCUCAUAUUGGGAAAAUCUUGUAGCACAUGGUGAGUCAUGCAGUUUCUGCUGGGAGCUGGAGAGAGAUGUGUGUUCCAGUUUAUUGAGGAACAGGUAUUUCCCAGCCACUGCUAUGAGUAGAUGGUUACAUGUUAUGUUUUGUUUCACAGUAACCAACAGGGGCUGUUAUCUUUGGUUAUAUGGUGAGAAUUGUAGAAUGUGUAUUUGUAUUUUCCAGUUACAAUAAAAGAAACUUGUAUGUCA